Durio zibethinus is the source of this 3221-nucleotide messenger RNA. The record is from RefSeq and is a predicted model, not a curated record. Lineage: Eukaryota; Viridiplantae; Streptophyta; Magnoliopsida; Malvales; Malvaceae.
AAAAUUUAAAAAGUCUAUCGUAUCAGAUCCUGGGUUCUAAAAAUUGGAAAAAAAAAAAAAAAGACUCUCCAUCUUCCCUCCUUCCCCGUCUUUUCUUUUUAAUUUUAUUAUUAUUGGUGAUUGGUGAUGAAUUGGGAUUCCCUGCCCUGCUCUCUGCUGCGACUGUGAGUUUCUGACCUGACCUCACUGUCACUCAAAUCCUUGUUUCUUGUCUUUUCCUCUCCCUCUCCUAACCCUAACUUUCCAUCUCCACCUUCCAUUCAUUCAUUUCAUCAUCGCUUCCUUACCCAUUUUUUAGAUUUUCAAAAUGGUGGUUCAAUCGCCGCAUUCGGUGGAGAGUUCUGUCCCAACGCCUAAAAACGGUAGCAGAAGAGUGAAUACUCAAGGGAAAGGUUUGUCAGUCUCCGGACAAAGGAGAGCAAGUGCCAGACUACAAGCCGCCAAACAAAGAGCUGAGAAGGAGCUUUCCGUCAAGCGGAGGGUGGACCACGAUGAACAUGCAGAUGGAGGAAGUAGCAGGAAAAAGGUUAAUGUGGAUACUGAGAAGGUAAACCUAAAACCAAAACAUGCUCAAAGUGGUACUCAACAACUUCCUGCGAUUUCAUCUGACCAGACUGAACCCAAAAUGAACGAGAAAGUGGCCAAAAUGGUAGAACGAGCUGCCAAAAUUGCAGAGGGACUAGAUGGUACUAAUGCUACCAAUGCUACCAAUGCUACCAAUGCUCCAAAUGUUGUUGAGAAGAGUGCACAUAUUAAAGUGAAGGAGACUAUAAGGUUGUUCAACAAGCAUUAUCUUCACUUUGUUCAGGAAGAGGAAAAGAGGUGCACGGCGGUCAAAGUUGACAAGAAAGCCCCCAAGGGCAAGAAUGCCAAGAAAGGAAAUGUACCUGAGGUUGAUGUCAAGGGCAAGGCCAAGCGACCUGACUUGAAGGCGAUAUCAAAGAUGAUAGAGAACGAUGAGGUGCUUUAUCCUGACAAAAGGAUAGGCAGCCUUUCAGGCAUUGAUGUUGGUCAUCGGUUUUAUUCUCGUGCUGAAAUGGUUGCUGUUGGUUUUCAUAGCCACUGGUUGAAUGGUAUUGAUUAUAUGGGACAGUCCUACAGGAAAGGGGAGUAUGAACACUAUAUAUUCCCACUUGCAGUAGCUAUAGUUUUGUCGGGCAUGUAUGAGGAUGAUUUAGAUAACGCUGAAGAUGUUGUCUAUACUGGACAAGGAGGACAUGACCUAACUGGUAAUAAACGUCAAAUUCGAGAUCAAGUUUUGGAACGUGGUAAUCUGGCUCUCAAGAACUGUGUGGACCUUGGGGUGCCUGUCAGAGUAAUUCGUGGUCACGAAUCUGCUAGCAGUUACUCUGGAAAAGUUUAUACGUAUGAUGGCUUGUACAAGGUUGUUCAGUACUGGGCAGAGAAGGGUAUUUCUGGGUUCACUGUGUUUAAAUAUCGAUUGAGGCGCCUUGAAGGACAGCCAACAUUAACUACUAGCCAGGUUCAAUUUACCUAUGGCCGUGUUCCCAAGUCUCCUUCUGAAAUUCGCGGGUUGGUGUGUGAGGACAUCAGUGGUGGUCAAGAGGAUGUACCUAUUCCAGCUACUAAUUUGGUUGAUAAUCCACCCGUUGCACCGACAGGUUACAAGUAUUGCAAGUCUAUGAAAGUUGCACAUAAUAUAAAGCUCCCUGUUAAUGCUGCUGGAUGUGAUUGCAAGGGAGUUUGCUGGGAUCCUAAGACUUGUGCAUGUGCCAGGCUUAAUGGUUCUGAUUUUCCUUAUGUGCACCGUGAUGGUGGCAGACUAAUUGAAGCCAAGCAUGUUGUUUUUGAAUGUGGUCCAAAUUGUGGCUGUGGCCUAAGUUGUGUAAAUCGUACAUCUCAGAAAGGAUUGAAAUAUCGACUUGAGGUGUUCCGUACUCCAAAGAAAGGAUGGGCAGUUAGGUCUUGGGAUUUUAUACCUUCUGGUGCCCCAGUGUGUGAAUAUAUUGGACUACUCACGAGGACAGAAGAGCUGGAUAGUGUCUCUGAGAAUAAUUACAUAUUUGACAUUGAUUGCUUGCAAACUAUGAGAGGGCUUGGUGGCAGAGAGAGACGGCAACAGGAUGCAUCUUUGCCGAUGAUCCAGAACAUGGACAAAAUUGAUGAACAGAGAUCAGAGAGUGUGCCAGAGUUUUGCAUUGAUGCUGGUUCCAUGGGAAAUGUUGCAAGAUUUAUAAAUCAUAGCUGUGAGCCUAACCUCUUUAUCCAGUGUGUCCUCAGUGCACAUCAGGAUAUUAAACUAGCUCGAGUGAUGCUCUUUGCAGCAGACAACAUUCCUCCUUUGCAGGAGCUUACUUAUGAUUACGGCUAUGCCCUUGAUAGUGUUUAUGGUCCUGAUGGGAAGGUAAAAAGGAUGCCAUGCUACUGUGGAGCAGAAGAUUGCAGGAAGCGCUUAUUCUAGAUGCUGAAUUUGAUGUAUGUAUCUGCCCUGAUUCUUUUGUGUCUCACUUUUCCUGACAAAUGGUGAGCAAUAUAUAGGUUUCCCAGGGUUUUGUAUAUUAUGAGCUGCUGCAGGUUGUUGUUUUCAUUUUUUUUAUUCCAAUUUUUAUUGCAAAUGUUGAAAUCUUGUCUCGAAUAUGAGAAAAGACACUAUACUGAUUUUAAUAGAUCAGAGCUCAAGGGAAUUGAUGAGAGCAAUAGCAACAUAUUGUUGAAAAUCAGUGUAGUUUAUGCCGCAUUACUCAUAGGUAUCUGGUUCUGAUUGUAAGUGUCUUACGCAUGGUGCUUUUGCGAUAUGGAUAUUGGAUAAAGAGGUCAUCUAUUAAUGCAUGCAUUUUUGCCUUCCUCUGUAACUGUGUUCUGCUUUCUGCUUACAUUAACAAGGUCUAAGAAUGUAUUAUCUAGGGAAAGUGAUAAUAUGAGGAUGCUAGUUUAUAUUCAAUGUACUUUUUUUUUCCCCGAUUAGUUGGUUAUUCCACUCAUCUUAAAAGUUAGUGGGAAAGAAAUGAAAUACACGUGCUACAAAAAACAAUCAAGCUGUUCAAAAGGAGGCAGUGAUUUUGGCUUCAAAUAACAAAGCAUGUUGCAACAAAGAAAGUUGGCUCCUCUUCUAAUAAAUCUUUGUGUUACCCGGCUUCUAUUCCGUUUCAAGAUGAUCCAAUUACAGAAUAACGAGGACCCUUACUUUAGUAUUUCACCUACAAUGAAGUGCAAUCAACCAAUCCAAAUUCAUAACUAUGUUAAGUUUAUAAAAAUUUUAU